CUCACCAGUCUGGACGCACAAUGUGCAAAAUGUGGCGCGGCGGGUUGGUGGGGGUACUGGCCGUGUUGCUGCAUGUGUCGAACGUCUCAGAUGGAUUCAUCACCUACACUGUGCAGCAUCACCAGAGUCGCAAGCACCAACGGGCAGAUCCCGAUCCUAUCACGACCAGGAUGCUAGCGAAGCGAGACUCCUCUGUGGCUGCGGCGGUAACAAGGUCAAACGCAAUAAAACAAGUUUUGGGUGGGCUUGGCAUCGGGAUUGUGUCAACCUUGCUGGAGCCUGAUGCGUCCCGAGCACUGGAAAGCGACGAGUUCGAAGAGGUUUUCGACGAUGAUGCUAUUGGCAUCGAACUGGAAGAUGUGAAGUACAAGGGGUCCUCGCGGGUGCUAGUGAAGAGGGUAGUGCCCGGAAGCGCCGCCGCGAGACAUCCCAGGAUCAAGGCUGAUCUCGUGAUGGUCUCCGCGAAUGGGAUCGAUCUGGAACGGCAAAGCGCCACCGCCGCUAAGAAGAUCAUUAAGACCAGCUCGCGGCCGCUCACCUUGGUGUUGAGAGAUAAUAGUCGUUUCCAGCAGCUGCUCAAACCUGCACCACCAUCCCCCGACAACGAGGCGACUGGCGUUGCUGUGACGAACGGGGGCUUUGAGCCUAUCAGCACCAAGGUUUCACCUGAAGGGAAUGGGCGUGAAGAGCAGGUCGUGAAGUUGCUCAACAGUGACAAGAGCGCAGAGUGCAACUCGUGUGGGCAAGGAGCAAGAAGGGGAGAUCUGCUUGAGAUUGAGUACACUGCUAAGCUUGAGGAUGGCAAGGUUUUCGAUGGGUCGAGCAUCAAGGUGAAUGGGCGAGAGGUCGUUGGGAGAGCAGGGGAUACGACCCUAUUCUUCGUGCUCGGGAAGCAGCCCAAGGGGCAAUUUCCCCCAGGUUGGGACCUUCUGCUCAUCGGCAUGUGCGUAGGAGAGACAAGACUUAUCAGCGUACCCCCCCUGCUCGGCUACGGCGCGCAAGGCAUGCCCAAAAGAGGGGUUCCGGCGAAUGCGACUUUGUUGUACGACGUUAAGCUCAUCGGGGUAAAUGGCGUCAACAUGUGCGUGGCAUGAGCGGAGAUGACGGCGUUCAGCAUAAUAUGUAGAGGAAAGGAAAGCAAACUCAAGCGCGUUUUUUUCGCCAAGAAGGUUGCUCCCUUUUUCCCGUCUUCUUAUAGAUUUUGAUGGGGUUGAUGAGACUUGAUUGUUAAUGUACUACUCGGAGAGGCGCCCACCAGGCAAUUUUUCAGUGGCCAAGUUCAUGAUAUUGUAUUGUGGUGCUUGGGGAUUGUGUGGUGGGGAGAAAGAAGGUUGUAAUGUGGCUAUCUUGAUUCAUUUUUGUGCACGCUGUUGUGAAACCGCCUGCUCCUGACCCCCCCUAUUUGCGUUCCUUCUUACCAGCCGCAUUCGCCAACUCCACCUUGUUGUGAGGACAAGAACGCCAUAUGUACCUGCAUCAAUGAGAUUAUUUUCGCCU
Molecule: messenger RNA, 1497 nt
Organism: Ectocarpus sp. CCAP 1310/34
Lineage: Eukaryota; Phaeophyceae; Ectocarpales; Ectocarpaceae
Source: the annotation of a GenBank genome assembly